AUGACUGUCUAUUCUUUCUACAUCUUUGACCGCCAUGCGGAAUGCAUCUACAAACGCCGCUGGCUACCCCGUCCGGCUUCGAUCGCGGGAAAGUCAGGACAGAGCGCAACCCCGGCCAUAUCUGCCGGCGGUGGUCAGACUGUGCGAGCCACCGACGAUGAUUCAAAGUUGGUCUUCGGUACGGUCUUUUCACUGCGGAAUAUGGUCCGCAAGCUAGGCGGCGACGAUGACAACUUCGUCGCUUUCAACACCAGCCAGUAUAAGCUACACUACUACGAAACCCCAACCAAUAUCAAAUUUGUCAUGUUGACAGACACCAAAAGCCCGAGUAUGCGAAUCGCGCUGCAGCAGAUCUACAUCAACCUCUAUGUUGAAUACGUCGUGAAGAAUCCCCUGUCUCCCGUGGAACAUCCCGGCGGUGUUGGCGUCAACAACGAGCUCUUCGAGGAAUCUCUGGAGCAGUUUGUGGUGAGUGUGUUCGAAACUUUCGCGCCGCCGCAUUUUGUGUUAUAUUACAGCAAUCAUGGUUCUGAUCUUGGUCAACUAGACGCGCGUGCUUUCCUGACCGCCAUACUCACGACAACUGAAUGA
Molecule: messenger RNA, 591 nt
Organism: Penicillium diatomitis
Lineage: Eukaryota; Fungi; Ascomycota; Eurotiomycetes; Eurotiales; Aspergillaceae
Product: TRAPP subunit BET5
Exons: 4
Coding region: 1-591 (196 amino acids)
Biological process (GO): endoplasmic reticulum to Golgi vesicle-mediated transport
Cellular component (GO): TRAPP complex
Source: RefSeq, a predicted model, not a curated record